Messenger RNA from Pararge aegeria (speckled wood butterfly), 2238 nucleotides. RefSeq names its product 5-hydroxytryptamine receptor. The coding region runs from base 200 to 1600 and encodes 466 amino acids. The record is from RefSeq and is a predicted model, not a curated record. NCBI's taxonomy places the organism in Eukaryota, Metazoa, Arthropoda, Insecta, Lepidoptera, Nymphalidae. Gene Ontology annotation, molecular function: G protein-coupled receptor activity. Gene Ontology annotation, cellular component: membrane. Gene Ontology annotation, biological process: adenylate cyclase-activating adrenergic receptor signaling pathway. The transcript has 6 exons.
UUUCAGGCAGCCAGUAAACUCGUAUUGCCCGUUACUUUUCGCAAUCGGAAAGCAAGUCUUCCGCAAACGUCUUUUUCGUUUGCUUCCGUUAAUUUUAGUGACAGCUCUGCGUUCUUGUGUUUUUGAGGCGUACGAGGGCGCCGGUAUCUUCGUGAAGAAUCGUUCCGUGUUGUUUUAGGAGGACGAGCGACAGGGUGCUAUGAUGAACGCGUCGCGAACACUCGGGAUCAAUGACUCCAGAGAUGAAGUCACAUACCCGCCCACCGAGUGGUUCGCCGACAACUGCUCGUGGGUGGACGCGGUGUCGUGGGGCUGCAACAGCUCGCUCAACGUGACGCAGCCGCUCAACGCGACGACCACCGACGUCACGUCGCUCGUCCUCAUGGCGGUCACGUCCGUUGUCCUCGCGCUCAUCAUCUUGGCUACUAUUGUCGGUAAUGUGUUCGUGAUAGCAGCGAUCAUAAUAGAGAGGAAUCUGCAGAACGUCGCCAACUACCUGGUCGCUUCGUUGGCGGUGGCCGACCUUAUGGUGGCUUGCCUCGUCAUGCCUCUUGGAGCAGUUUAUGAGGUCAGUCAAGGUUGGAUUCUAGGACCUGAGCUCUGUGAUAUGUGGACUUCUAGCGACGUUCUCUGCAGCUCUGCCUCUAUCCUUCACCUUGUUGCUAUUGCUACUGAUAGGUAUUGGGCUGUAACAGACGUUGACUAUAUUCACAUAAGAAACGAGAAAAGAAUCUUCACAAUGAUCUUCCUUGUAUGGGCUGCGGCGCUCGUUGUCUCCCUAGCUCCGCAGUUGGGCUGGAAAGACCCCGACUACCUCGCGAGGAUAACCCAACAGCAAAAGUGCCUCGUCAGUCAAGAUCUAGCUUAUCAGAUCUUCGCAACGUGCUCAACCUUCUAUGUCCCACUAGCCGUGAUACUCAUACUGUAUUGGAAGAUAUUUCAAACAGCACGGAGACGUAUAAGGAGAAGAAGGGAUCCGCCUCCCCCAAGACCAACGUCAGCGGAUGGCGCUCCACCUUCUGGACGACCGGUACAAUCUGCAAGAGACAGGCGAUUUGUUAAAAAGAGAUUCCUAAAUUUGAAGAAAUGCAAUCAACGAACACGAGCUGAGACCUUAGCUGCAGCUCUAUUGUUAACAGAAGGUCAGAGUACAUCGACAGUAGAUACCCUGGAUGAAGAGCCGCGCACGACAGCGUUCACGAUCAACGAAAAGGUGGCACCAUCGGUGUCUCCCGAAAAGACUUCUUCGACCGUCACGAAUGGAUCGAAACCGGAACGAGCUAUAGCAUCUGCUCCAUCUCAGAAAGAGAAGAAGGAAUCUCUCGAAGCAAAGAGGGAAAGAAAAGCUGCAAAGACGCUCGCAAUAAUCACUGGAGCGUUCGUCUUUUGCUGGUUGCCGUUCUUUAUAAUGGCAUUAGUGAUGCCGAUUUGCCAGUCAUGUGUAAUCAGUGAUUACCUCGCGAGCUUUUUCCUCUGGCUAGGCUACUUCAAUUCAACCCUCAACCCUGUGAUUUACACCAUAUUCAGUCCUGACUUUCGGCAAGCUUUCGCCCGGAUACUAUUCGGCACUCAUCGCCGUGGUCGUAAUAAAAAAUUCUAACGAAAAUGACAUAACUGUGUAUAUAAUCCAGAUGUAAGCCUCUUUGAAUGGACUAUAUUUUAUCCUCUUCUUGUAUUAUAUUUCGGCUUUAAGCUGAGUAACCACGCGUAUACAUGCUGGCCAAGAAACUUUAAGCAGACCUUAGCAAUUGGCGUUGCGUCCAAACAACGAAUUUGCUAGAAUGAACUUUACGACCAACAAACCUUGAGACCUCACACACUAGCUCUAGCUUCCCCAAGUGCGUCCAUAUUGAGGAACCCAGUUAUGUAAGCAGUAGGUUUCCACACAAGUAUAUGCGCGACAAGCAGGCUACAUAUAUACUUUAGUUUAAGUUGCUUUGAGCAUUAUGCAUAUUGCUCGAAGUUGCGUCCACAAAUUCUGUAUUUGAUUUGAAUUUUCGCUUGAAUUAACCUCUUGCAUACGCGUGGAGACUUAGCAUUAUGUAUGUUAUACAUACUUCGACAUCUGUAGGUAGUGUAAAUAUAAGUUAGCUAAAGUUGUAAAUAAUAUAAAGAUAUAUUAUGCGAUUGCAAUGUUGGGAAUUGUGUUUUUAUAGUUUAUGUAGCCGCGACGGCGUCGCUCCAGAGUCCGACGCGACACCGUCGCCCGCUCUUGCGUUGUUUCCAGUGACAUUACGA